GCGGCGCUUAGCCUGAGAAACCUUGACAUUGAAGAUGGUGAGUAGCCAGCCAAAGUACGAUCUAAUACGGGAGGUAGGUCGAGGUAGUUACGGUGUUGUGUAUGAAGCAGUAAUCAGAAAGACCUCUGCAAGGGUGGCUGUGAAGAAAAUUCGAUGCCAUGCACCUGAAAAUGUUGAACUAGCCCUGCGUGAGUUCUGGGCACUAAGCAGUAUCAAGAGCCAACAUCCAAAUGUGAUACACUUGGAAGAAUGCAUCCUGCAAAAAGAUGGGAUGGUGCAGAAGAUGUCUCACGGCUCUAAUUCUUCUCUUUAUUUACAGCUUGUAGAGACUUCAUUAAAAGGAGAGAUUGCCUUUGAUCCCAGAAGCGCCUAUUACUUGUGGUUUGUGAUGGAUUUUUGUGAUGGAGGAGAUAUGAAUGAGUAUCUGUUGUCCAGGAAACCCAGUCGUAAAACUAAUACCAGCUUUAUGCUUCAGCUGAGCAGUGCCCUGGCUUUCUUACAUAAAAACCAGAUCAUUCAUCGAGAUCUAAAGCCUGAUAACAUCCUGAUUUCGCAAAGCCGGUUAGAUACCAGUGACUUGGAACCCACACUAAAGGUGGCUGAUUUUGGUCUAAGUAAAGUUUGUUCAGCCUCUGGGCAGAACCCAGAAGAACCUGUCAGUGUAAACAAGUGUUUCCUUUCCACAGCAUGUGGCACAGAUUUCUACAUGGCUCCUGAAGUAUGGGAGGGACAUUACACAGCAAAGGCUGACAUCUUUGCUCUGGGGAUUAUCAUUUGGGCGAUGCUGGAAAGAAUAACUUUCAUAGACACUGAGACAAAAAAAGAACUCUUGGGGAGUUAUGUAAAGCAAGGAACUGAGAUUGUGCCUGUUGGGGAGGCACUUCUGGAAAAUCCCAAAAUGGAACUUCUCAUUCCUGUGAAGAAAAAGACUAUGAAUGGGCGAAUGAAACAGCUGAUUAAGGAAAUGUUGGCUGCAAACCCUCAGGAUCGUCCAGAUGCUUUUGAACUAGAACUCAGAUUAGUACAAAUUGCAUUUAAAGAUAGUAGCUGGGAAACGUGACACACAGUUUAUUUGCCAAUAUCUUGGAUAAUAUGCUGCUUCUGUUUAAACAGUGAUGCAACAAAAUGUGGCUGAAAAUGAAUAUCAAAAACUGAAUUCCACCUUCAAAGGGUUUGGAUUAUAAUGUGGGGUAGAUUUUUUUUUCUGCUCGUUUUUUUUUUUUUUUUUUUUUUUUUAAGUCCAAGAUGGCCAUUUUGUUAGUAUGUUUUAAGUGUGCAUUACCACUGUGGUUGUAAUUUUUUUUAUGAUCAUUAGUAGAAGUUUGGCAGGAAAAUUCUCUUAUGAGCCAAGAAGAGAAGAGAGUACAGUUUCUGGAAAUAUGUCUCUAAGUAUUUUAGUCAUUCCUUGUCAGUAUUAGGAAUUUCCAUGGAAAGAAGAGGUUUGCAUGCUGGUAAUGCGACCUUUAAAGCUUUGUAAAAGAAACAUAUAUGUAUAUAUUUAUGUAUAUGUAAGUAUGUGAAUGUGUGCAUUUUGCAUUCCACAUGAAAAAUGCCACUUCUGUUUAAAUUAUUUGGUGUAGAUUUGGUUUUAUGAAAUUUGCUGGUGAAAUCAGUGAUUAAAAAAUAAAAGAACCUUCCCUCAUUUUCUUAACACAGGUCCUCCCUCUAAUAAAAUCAUGCUUAGUUUUUUUUUAUUUUUGUAAUAUACAGCUCUUUUUUUAAGACAUCAAUUUGAAGGGGCUAAAACUAUCCAGUUAAACAAAUGAAACUGAGUGGUUCAGAGCUGCUGAAGUAUGUUUGCACUCUCCAUUGCCCUAUAGCUGCAGGAGUUGAAUUAGUCAUGCAUAUGUGGUAGCCAGAUAUUGAUGAUUCAGUCAGAUCUUCUUUAGGUAAGUAACCAAAUAUUCAGGUAGUCAAUUAACCACUGCUUCAGUACUUACCUACACAUCUGCAAUCUGGUAUAAAUCUGAACAUAGAAGUCUUAUGUUUCUGAAAACUUUGCUGUAUAUGAUACUUGAUAAUCAAUUUUUUAUUUUAAGACUUAAAGUUUCAGCAUAAGAAACUAAAGAACAUUAAGAAACUAAAUGAACUCCAUAUUGCCUACCCUGGAAUGAUCUCUUGUUUAUUCACUGGAAUUUCUUUCAUUUUGACAUUAAUGUUUUGUCUAAGUUGAGACAAAUAGUAGUGAUUUGGUUAUAUUACAUGCUCAUCACCUUCUUCUAAAAAGUUAAGAGAUGAUACUAUCCAGUUUUUAGCAAGUGGGUAAAAUAUAUCAACUAUA
Messenger RNA from Suncus etruscus (white-toothed pygmy shrew), 2281 nucleotides. RefSeq names its product PDLIM1 interacting kinase 1 like (gene PDIK1L). Gene Ontology annotation, biological process: protein phosphorylation. NCBI's taxonomy places the organism in Eukaryota, Metazoa, Chordata, Mammalia, Eulipotyphla, Soricidae. The coding region runs from base 35 to 1060 and encodes 341 amino acids. The transcript has 3 exons. The record is from RefSeq and is a predicted model, not a curated record. Gene Ontology annotation, molecular function: ATP binding; protein kinase activity.